This is a messenger RNA of Impatiens glandulifera, 1753 nucleotides long. Its product is annotated as lipoamide acyltransferase component of branched-chain alpha-keto acid dehydrogenase complex, mitochondrial-like. Gene Ontology annotation, molecular function: lipoic acid binding; acetyltransferase activity. The record is from RefSeq and is a predicted model, not a curated record. The transcript has 7 exons. Bases 87 to 1601 code for a protein of 504 amino acids. NCBI's taxonomy places the organism in Eukaryota, Viridiplantae, Streptophyta, Magnoliopsida, Ericales, Balsaminaceae. Gene Ontology annotation, cellular component: mitochondrion; cytoplasm.
CUGAUACUGAAUAUACUAAAUUGAAUGCUUAGAAAAGUUUUGUAUAAUUCUCCUUCUCGACUGCCGAUCGUCUUCGUUAAUCAACAAUGAUUUACAGCAAGAUUUGGCAAAAAUUGCCACGCAGCUAUGGCCGACGGUGCCUUUCACGCUCCUUCUCCGUUCACCCUCUUACUCUAUCGCCUUCCCCAAAUUGCCGGAGCACCGGUGAGCUUCUUAGGAUUUCUUCUCUGGGUUCCACGUUUGGACAAACAAAGACGCUUCUUUUCUCGUUUAGAAGCCCUAUUUACACGACCUUUCAUGCUGAUAAUCAAUAUAGGUGUUGCUUCUCAACACUUUCUUUGUUGGAUCAUCAAGUUGGUGGGAUUGUUGAUGUCCCUUUGGCACAAACAGGUGAAGGUAUUGCUGAAUGUGAGCUUCUCAAGUGGUUUGUGAAGGAGGGGGAUGAGGUUGAAGAAUUUCAACCACUUUGUGAAGUCCAGAGUGACAAAGCAACAAUGGAAAUAACUAGUCGUUACAGAGGAAAAGUGUUCCAGAUUCUGCAUUUUCCUGGCGGUAUAGUGAAGGUUGGGGAAACCCUUAUUAAGAUGAUUGUUGAAGAACAGAUGGAUUUGAAUCAGACCUGUGACAGCAAUAUGGAGAAGGCAGUAGAAUCUGAGAUAUGUGAUUUAAUUGUUGAGAAAUUUGGUGGAGUUCUCUCCACUCCAGCAGUCAGAAACCUGGCUAAUCAAUAUGGAGUAAAUAUUAAUGAUGUACAUGGGACUGGUAAGGAUGGAAGAGUACUUAAGGAAGAUAUAGUCAAACACGUUGAAAAUCAAGGAACCGUUAAAGAAGUGAUUACUAGUAAAUUUUCAGACGUAGAGGAACUCCCUGAAGUACGAGCUCCAAAUGUAUGUGAUUUUGAGGACAAGACGAUCCUUUUGAGGGGAUACCAUAGAGCUAUGGUUAAAUCAAUGAGUUUGGCUGCAACUAUUCCACAUUUUCAUUAUGUAGAAGAUAUAAUCUGUGACGCUCUCCUGGAACUGAAAUCCUCUUUCCAAAAUGAGAAUUCUGAUUCGGAAGUGAAGUAUACGCUUCUCCCUGUGUUGAUAAAGUCACUUUCUAUGGCCUUGAACAAAUUUCCCUGGAUGAAUAGCAGCUUUGACGAGCCAAUGCAAUCAGUUAUUUUGAAAGGAUCUCAUAAUAUUGGAAUUGCAAUGGCCACCGAACAUGGUCUAGUCGUACCAAACAUUAAGCGAGUUCAGUCUCUAUCUAUCUUGGAGAUCACGAAAGAACUCUCACGACUACAGAAAUUGGCUGCGGUUAACAAACUGAGUCGUGAUGACAUUUGUGGUGGGACAAUCACUUUAAGCAAUAUUGGAUCUAUUGGAGGGAAAUUCGGUUCACCUCUCGUAAACGUGCCAGAAGUCGCUAUAAUUGCUCUUGGUAGAACAAGGAAAGUUCCUCGUUUCGACGAUCAUGGCAAUGUUUACCCAGCAUCAGUCAUGAGUGUAAAUAUAGGCGCAGAUCAUAGAGUGUUGGAAGGAGCAACAGUCGCAAGAUUUUGCAACCAAUGGAAGCUACUAAUUGAGAAACCCGAGUUGUUGGUUCUCAACAUGAGAUAAAAAAUAAAUUGAACAUAAUAAUAUGUGUUUUAAUAAUGGAUUGAUUUCAAUAUUAACUAGAUUGAUGAACUUAUUAUGGGUCCUAUUUAUAAAACAUCUUCUCUUCAUGUGUUUUUUCUUUAGUAUUUUUAAAUUAAAUCAAAUUUAAAUGU